AUGUCCCAAGCGGGUCAGGAACCCGAUACUGAAACAAGAAUCAAAGAGAUACCAGGAUACAGGGUAGCAUACCAGAUGGCUCGCCCCAAAGGCCAAGGCCUGACGCCCUAUCAGGGAAAGAAGAGAUGUUUUGGCGAAUACAAAUGCCCGAAAUGCAAAAGGAAGUGGAUGAGCGGCAACUCUUGGGCCGACAUGGGGCAAGAGUGCAUCAAGUGCCACAUCAACGUCUACCCUGACAAGCAGCGUCCUCUGGAGAAUCCCGAUGAUUUGGACGUGUGCGACGAGCGCAAAGAGCAUCCGCAGCACUUGUGUGAAAAAUGCAAACUUCUGGGCCGCUACUGCCGCCAAGACAAAAAACAGGCCUGAAAAUAUAAAUAUUGGAGUGUUAAAGCAUUGAAAACAUACCUGUCAGUUUGGGAAUCUUCUGGGAAAUAAUCUGGGAUCUGGGACUCCCCGCUUCCAAUGCACUGCAUCAUUGUCCUCAAAGGUUACUGUGCUCAAGCGAACAAUGAAGAAAGCCUUUCUGUUAAAAUACAGUACAUUUACAGGAAACAUGUGGGGACAUUGCCCCUUAAUGGUGGGUCCAUAAAGGGUCUCAAAAUCCUCACUAAGAAUAAAAUUGUUAGCCCUAAAAAAUAGUAACUGUGACUCAACAUGUGUAACAUAUUGACCAGGAUUUAAUGUUUGUAUAUAAAGUACCAGGAAUAACUUUAAGUGAUUAUGAAGUAUUCUGAGUAAACUAUGCAAGAAAGAUUAGCAGUAUCAAUGAGUGCCUUAUAAACUCGAUGCUAGAUGGU
This is a messenger RNA of Doryrhamphus excisus (bluestripe pipefish), 797 nucleotides long. The record is from RefSeq and is a predicted model, not a curated record. Lineage: Eukaryota; Metazoa; Chordata; Actinopteri; Syngnathiformes; Syngnathidae.